This is a messenger RNA of Sphaeramia orbicularis (orbiculate cardinalfish), 2498 nucleotides long. RefSeq names its product testis-specific serine/threonine-protein kinase 1-like. Gene Ontology annotation, biological process: protein phosphorylation; intracellular signal transduction. Gene Ontology annotation, cellular component: cytoplasm. Gene Ontology annotation, molecular function: protein serine/threonine kinase activity; ATP binding. Bases 354 to 2192 code for a protein of 612 amino acids. NCBI's taxonomy places the organism in Eukaryota, Metazoa, Chordata, Actinopteri, Kurtiformes, Apogonidae. The record is from RefSeq and is a predicted model, not a curated record. The transcript is spliced from 5 exons.
GAGAGAGACGCGGGCGGACACGAGAAAAGUAUGAGCUCACGCGAACAGAACCGCAACCCGCGAACAUGGAGCUGCGCGAGAGGAGCCAACCGAGCACCGGAGGGUCGGCUGAGUGAGCACUGACACCGGCGGAGGAACGGCAGGAGGAACCGGCGGAGGAACGGCAGGAGGACCCGCAGCUCCGGAGAAACCAACGCACAACAAUGGCAGAACCCCAGCUCUGAGGAUCCACAGGCCUGGUCUCCUCCUGACACUUCCACACAACUCCUUUCUGGGUUCUUCCAUUUCUUCCUGGCUCAAAGCCCCUCUUCCUCUUCCUUCCUGUCCUUCUGAACUGCGUUUCUUCUUCAAACAUGGACUCAGAUGAAGACGUGAAGGUGUCCCAGGACGAGCGCAUCGAGCCCCGGAGCAGCCCCGGACGCUCGGACCUCAGCGGACUGUACCACCUGGGACGCACUCUGGGCAGAGGACACUUUGCCGUGGUCAAACUGGCUCGUCACGUCAACACUGGGCAACUGGUGGCUGUCAAGAUGAUUGACAAGACCAAACUGGAUGUCAUGGCAACAAGCCACCUCCUACAGGAAGUGAGGUGCAUGAGGCUGGUGCAGCACCCCAACGUGGUCCGCCUGUACGAGGUGAUCGACACACCCACCACCCUCUACCUGGUCAUGGAGCUGGCCGAGGGGGGGGACCUCUACGACUACAUCCUACGCCACGAAGGAGGCGUGGCCGAGGGGACGGCUAAGCGGCAUUUUGCCCAGAUCGUGCGAGCCGUUUCCUACUGCCAUCAGCUGCAUGUGGUGCACCGGGACCUGAAGCCAGAGAACGUGGUGUUCUUCCCCCAGCAGGGGGCGGUCAAGCUGACAGACUUUGGCUUCAGUAACCUGUUCCAACCGGGGACCAUGUUGGCCACCAGCUGUGGCUCGCUGGCGUACUCUGCACCGGAGAUUCUGCUAGGAGAAGAAUACGACGCUCCAGCUGUGGAUAUCUGGUCUCUGGGGGUCAUCCUCUACAUGCUGGUCUGUGGAGUUCCUCCGUUCCAAGAAACCAACGACAGUGAGACUCUGGUCAUGAUUCUAGACUGUCGAUACUCCAUCCCUGAACAUGUUUCAGACGACUGCAAGGAUCUGAUCUCCAGGAUGCUCCAGAAGGAUCCGUCCCGUCGAGCGUCGCUUGAAGAGAUCGAGGCGCACGAUUGGCUGCAGGGGCUGGACUGCGCCCUGCUCAGCCCAGAGGCCCCGCCCCAGUGGCUCUCAGGGGCCCUUUCCCCCAGCUCUCCCCGCUUAGGAGCGCCCGAAUGCGGGGACCUGCUCGCUGUGAAGUCCUCGACUCAGCCAGCGUUCCCCGGUCCGUGGCAGCCCAGCCCCAGCUUCACCUUACGCCCCCCUCUGGCCGAAGAGCCCCCGGUCACCAAGAACCUGCCUGCGCUACAGCAGAUCUGUGAGGAGGAGGAAGGGGAGGAAGGGGAGGAGGGGGAGGAGGGGGAGGCAGAGAAGGAGGAGGACAGUUUGACCGAGGACAGUGAAGGUUUGGCAGUAUCACUUUCACCACUGGAAACAGAAACUGAGGAGGUACAUGAAGAUCAAAAGUGUAGGGAAGAGGAGCAAAGAGAGCAAGGCUUAGUGGAGAUAAUGGAAGAGGAGGAGGAGGAGCAAAACAAGGACAAUGAGGAGAUGAAGGUGGAGGUGGAGGUGGAGGACAAAGACAGUGAGCAGCCGGUCAGUCCUGGAGACGAGCCGCCGAGUCGGACUCCUGAGGUCCCACUGUCUCCUCCAGCUGGUUUAGAGGACCGGUCCUGUCCGGAUCCACCAGAUCCAGAACCAGAACCGGCAGACGACGCAGAAACUGAACCCAACAACAACACCGACAAACCCCCUCCUCUGCACACUGACCCCCCGUCCUCUGAACCCCCAGACCCUGCUCCGCCUCAGGAAGCAGAAGGACUAAACAGGGACGACAGGACGGACCAAGGCACCAGAGAUAGAUCUCAACCCCACAACGGUCCGGGGUCUCAGAACACGGGUCCGGACUCGGCUCCGAGGGCCGAACCCGGAAAACGACACAGCAUAAAACUGCGCGAGAGACUGUUUCAGUUUCCUCUGUGUGAGAAAGCUCUGGCCUUCAACAUACCGACACAAAACAAGUCCAAGAUCCUGCCUCUGGCUCAGUACAACUGCUGCCAUGUGCUGUAGACUGAAGCGCCCUCUAGGGACCGAACGGGGGUUGAACAGGUUUAACAUGGAGCACAUGUGAGUGAAGAGCUCCCCCUGCUGACACCAGGAGGGAAGAUCUUCAAGGAUGUGAAGUGUACAGGACAGGAGGCGUCCAGCUCACAGUCCUAGCUUUGUGCUCAUGAAACAAAUAAAGCCUGUGUUCAGCGCAGUAGUCCGAGCCGCUAGAACCUCAUCCAUCUGCUGCUGUGUACAGAAGCAACAAAGAACUACCACGACUGGAGUCUGAUCUGUAGCCUAGCAUGAACCAAAAGGACCUGAAGGAGA